Candida tropicalis MYA-3404 is the source of this 576-nucleotide messenger RNA. RefSeq lists its product as uncharacterized. Gene Ontology annotation, cellular component: membrane; cytosol; cytoplasm. Lineage: Eukaryota; Fungi; Ascomycota; Pichiomycetes; Serinales; Debaryomycetaceae. The coding region runs from base 1 to 576 and encodes 191 amino acids. The transcript has a single exon. The record is from RefSeq and is a predicted model, not a curated record. Gene Ontology annotation, biological process: Rho protein signal transduction. Gene Ontology annotation, molecular function: Rho GDP-dissociation inhibitor activity; protein binding.
AUGAGUGAUAAAUCAAAUGCACUCGGUGCCCCGAAAACAAGUUCUCAAACCAAAGGCAAGAAGACGAGAGAAGAGAUAUUGGCGGGUUUCGAAAAUGAUCUUCUCCGUUUCGAAUCUAUGUCUAUUAAGAUUGUAGGUUUUGAUGAACCGUUGGAGUUUUCUAGAACUAUGGACCCAAUGCCUCAAAAACUCCAUUUCAUUAUUCCUGAAUAUUCAAUCUAUAAAUUGACUAUAAGAUAUAAAGUGAAAGCGAGACCAUUGAGAGUGUUAAGUUACCAUCAAACAAUAAAAAGAAAAGGUAUACCUGUAGAUGAUAGAAAUUUGCCUAUGAUUGAAGACGCGUGGGUGAACAAACAUGGUGAUGAUGAAGAUUUUCACGAAGUAACCUUCCCUCCAUCCGGUGUUCCAGGCGGAUCCUUUUUAAGAGGCGAUUAUAAGGCUAAGAGCAUAGUUAAAGAAGAAGGUAAACCUAUAUGGAGUUACAAGUGGACAUUAGAAGUGGUAAAGAAAGGUACUAAACCUGCAAUUGGUGGAUUUGAAGUUGACGAUGACGAUGAAGAUUAUGAAGAUAAUUAA